GUAGCGACCUCUUUGCGCAGUGCUUUGCGUCACUGCGAGACUGCUUGGCUUUUCACAGCAUCUGACUUCAAAACACUCAUUUUUCCAAUGAUGGUAUUUGCAGCCGUUGUAUCUCCUCGCCAUGACCCGCCAGCCCUAGCAUGCACUGUGUGCUGGCUCUGGUUCCAUCUCUUCCAAUUCAACGUCUCCAACCAAUCCUACUCUGCUGAUGAAGAUAUCGUGAAUAAACCGUGGCGUCCUUUACCG
This is a messenger RNA of Suillus plorans, 246 nucleotides long. RefSeq lists its product as uncharacterized. The transcript has 2 exons. The record is from RefSeq and is a predicted model, not a curated record. The annotation marks the transcript as partial. NCBI's taxonomy places the organism in Eukaryota, Fungi, Basidiomycota, Agaricomycetes, Boletales, Suillaceae.